UCGAAAGUCCGUUGCUUUCCUAAUUGCCGCCUCGCCCAAAUCGUGUUCGGCGGAUCCCAUCAGGAUUUCAACUUGGUGUAGCGCCACCGUCGGUCUCCGUCAAUAUAACUGCGUUCUGGUAAUUAAUUGAACGCACCUUGGCCGAGCAAUAUUCAGUGGCAAUUGUCCUCAUCAUGGGCCACGAUGUUGACGACGAUACCCUGAGCGAUCUGGAAGCGGGUCUACAUCCCCAACAAGGUCGUACCCAAGAUGCGUCCAACUCUGACUCUUGGUUAACCAAUAUGAAGAGCAGCUUUACGCGACUCCUCGCCCUUGGCAUUUUUCAAAACCGAGUUUCAAGCCAUCACCAUGGUGUACCAAGCUACGCGGAGGAUGAUGACAACGUUAUGCACGCGAAUGACGAAGACCUGACCGGGAUGAAAAUCAUGUUUCAAAUGGAUUCCUUUCCGACCAACUUUGUCACUAUGGAUUGCAGCAAACAGACCGGAGUGUCUUGUGUCUCCCCCAGCAGUGCAACGCCUCCCACUCAUUUCCGUUCUGAAUCACCUAUCACAUCGUCACCAUCUGUGACUUCAAGCAAUACCCCUCCGCUCACUCCGGAUUCUUCUGUUGAUAUCCUAGAUUCCACGUCACUGGAGAUUGCCGACACCCAGUCCGGCCUCUCAUUUCCUUUGCAUAGUAUUUCUCACAGGAGUCCGAUGUCGUCCCUAGAGCAUAGAUGUUCCAUCAAUGAUGGGAAAAUACCGGAGUGUCCUCAACUGAUAUCAACUUUCAUUCACCCCGAGAUGCCCAGCCGCCGUGGCUAGAUGACGAAUUUGAGGAAUGGUACUGGCUUGACUACGAUGAAACUUGGUCGAGAUCGUCGUUACUCCUCUGAAAGCGAACACCAUGCCACCGAAGGGUCUUUCCAGUGUUUCCUC
Molecule: messenger RNA, 920 nt
Organism: Suillus fuscotomentosus
Lineage: Eukaryota; Fungi; Basidiomycota; Agaricomycetes; Boletales; Suillaceae
Exons: 3
Coding region: 174-806 (210 amino acids)
Source: RefSeq, a predicted model, not a curated record